Molecule: messenger RNA, 440 nt
Organism: Papilio polytes (common Mormon)
Lineage: Eukaryota; Metazoa; Arthropoda; Insecta; Lepidoptera; Papilionidae
Product: E3 ubiquitin-protein ligase MYCBP2-like
Exons: 3
Cellular component (GO): nucleus
Source: RefSeq, a predicted model, not a curated record
AGCUCGUGCGGCUCCCUCUGCGCGGAGUGUGACCGCUUCCUUCAUCUUAACCGUGCCGCGAGGUCACAUAGCCGUCAGAUAUGCAAAGAGGAAAAAAGCGCGAUCCGCAUCGACAUCCACGAGGGGUGCGGGAGAGCUAAACUGUUCUGGAUCCUCAUGCUGGUUGAUAGAUCUACUCUAAAAGGAUUAGCAGAGUUUAGAGGAUUGAACCAAGUCACUGACCCCGCAAAUGUGCUUGCCGGUGAAGGCACCUCGAAUGGAACCCAUGGCACAGCCGGCACUUGCAGAUUCUGUGGCACUAGAAGCAUUUCAGGCCUCCUGGCCAUAGGAAAUGUUUGUGCAGAGGAACAGUGUCAGGAGCUCGCUAAGGAGGCUUGCUCUCGUGUACUGUCGUGCGGCCACGUGUGCGGGGGUGUGCGCGGCGAGACUAAUUGCCUGCC